ACGCGUCUUUGAUUCGUGUUUUUAUCAUAAGCGUAAUUGUGUUCAGACCCGAGGAUCACGUCGUUCAGCCGAUACUGAUCACGUGAAUCUGGCAAGUCGGGAAACUCAAGGCAGUGACUGUCAGUGUGACGUGAAAAUACCCUGAUGCACUUGCAUGAAAUCGAAAACAAGGAACCAUGGGAGAAAAAUCUGAUGGAGAAGCGGAAGAUAGCCUGCUUGAACAGAUUCGAAUUCUUGAAAAACAAAAAAGCGACUUAGAGAGAAAAAGGAAGGAAAAAGAUCAAACAGAGAAGAAAAAUCGUGAACGCCAUCAUUUACAGCAGAAACUCCGCGAACUGCAAGGGGAGGUAACUGCUUUACAGGACCCAUCUCCAAGUAAGAGCAGGAGUUCUUACAGUGGGGAGGAAAAUAGAAGGGCUGAUCUGCCUUCCGUCAACGAGAGUCAAGACCGGAUUAAGGCUUUGCAAAGACAGUUCCUUGACCCUUCACCUUCUGCUGGGUCAUCAAAGUCAAGGAGGUCAAGGGGUGACUACUCCGAUGAGACUUCUGAUGAUGAUGUUGACGAUGUUAUGAGUGGGCGACACAAACAGGCCAUCCAGCUGAACAGAGACAUCCUAGUGGAAAACAUGAUGUCAGACGAUAUCUUCAACGACCUGAUCGCCAACAAGAUCCUCACAACAGCUGAUGUGAGUCGCAUCAAAGAGAAGAACACCCGAGAGGCCAUCAACGAGGAACUACUAAACAGCUUGGUACGCAAGUCAGACAGGGCGUUCUACGUGUUUGUGAAAGCUCUGCGGAAGACCUUGCAGGAGUACCUGGCUAACAGGAUUGAUCCCAUCUCAAGUGCUAAGAAAAAAAAGAGAAAAAGACAAACAGGGGAGCUGAACGUGAACGUGGACUGCGACGAGGUGACUCCACUCAACAAACGCCAGCAGACCUGCACAUGCCAGGAGGUUGAGGAACAGAUUCUCAUCAUGGCCAAAACAGCGUUCCGGAACAUCCGGCGGAGGGAUGACACGCCUGCAGCAUUCGAACAGUUCCGCAAAGAACUACGAGAAACAAAUACUGUGAUUAAAGAUUCCAUGGAAAUAAUGCACACACUGAAAAUCUUGUGUCGUCAUGGUGAUAUGACAAAUGUGUCUCACGGCAGUAUUCGGUUCACAUUGAUCUGCUCGUCAGUGUUUGUUGUGAAGGACCUGUGGAAGAAAUACAUGUCCGGGGAACUGCUGAGGAUAUUUCAGAACGGACUUGUGACAAGCACAUUGCGGAGAAGGUGUCAUGCGAAAUCUAUACGACUGUGUGUCAGGAUUGCAGAAGAGGAAUAUGUUCAGUGUCUCAGUGAUUUGGAGAUUCCAUCUUCCUGUCAGGUUCUGUGUGAGAGACCAAGGACGAAGAAGUUGCGGACAUCAACUGUCAGAACUCUGCGGUCGAGAGGUCUGGGUCUGCCCUCGGAGAACAUCCCAUGCAAGAAGCUGUGUCUGUCUGCAGGAUCCGGCCAACAACGCCGGGCCUUCAGAGAACUUCAAGCCAACCAGUCUGUGAUGUCAUCAGGCAGGGUGGACAAGAUGGAAUCUCCCACAAUGCCAUUCUAUGAUCUCCGGAAUAGAACACACCAAAUGUACUCAUGAUACCUAUAUUCUUUUCAAAAAAGAAAACAAGAAUUAAUUUUAUUAAAGUAGUGUUCCAUUUACAAUAACCAUUUUAGAAAGAGAAUAAUGUUUUUGCAUGUCAUCUUCGUAAUUUGUAUAAUAUGGGCAAACAGUUUCUAUUUCGACACAAUCUCAUUAAAUUAAAAUCAGAUCUUUUACUCGAUGCAUUUUUUUCUCUGUGAAGAUCUGCGGAACCCCCAAUAGGUGCUUGCUUCAGGGAAAUUUCUAAUCAGUCAAUAAGCUUUCUGGCUUCUUUAGUCUCAGUACAAGCAAGUGAAGCGUUCAGAGCAGCAUAAUCUGAUUUCUGUGUCUUGAAAUUCAACAUAAGCAGUCAGUUCUGAAUGGAAAAUGAUGUAUUGGCUUUGAAAUGAAUAAGGAAUCAUAGUGUGAUUCAUAACCAUACCUGGGGAUUCAGAAGUUUGUAAUCUCAAUGAAACGGAAGGAGGCAAACUACUACAUGUUCUAGAUUAUUAUUAUUAUGCAGCACCUGGAGAAAUGACAUUCACAUGGUAUGAAGAUAGAUCAAAAGUAAUCUUUUUGUUCCAAACAGCACACCUCAACAUCUUUGCCAGUGCCUUUUGGCCUGUUGUCAACAUCUAGAUUGAAUACUGGGCAUGAAAAAUAUAUUUUUACAUUUCACUGUCAUACCAUAUGACAUGCUAUGUGGUGUAUUAGUCUAGGGUUUAGGCAUUCAGUCGUUAUGUCGAUGGCCCGGGAAUAUAAAAACCAUACUCACUUACAAGCUCUCCAAAUGUCUUCAUCUAUUGUUUUGUAUUGAUACCAUACUCUUUGUAUAUCCAAAUGCACCAAUGCUUUGUUGAAUUGUUACUCUCCUGAAUGUAAAUUGUCACUUGUUUUUUUUUUUGUUUACUGUGUGUGUUAAAGUAUUACUAUUUAUUUUGAUGAAAUGUAGUUUAGCAUGUAAGUGGUUCCAUAUAUCUAGACUCACUCUGUUUACCUACCACUGAUCUAUUCCAGAUACGCCUCAAGUUUAAACUGUUAAAUGAUCUGUACCACUGCUGAAAUAAGCCUUUAUGGAUGUUAAAAUGAUCUGUACCACUGCUGAAAUAGGCCUUUAUGGAUGUUAAAAUGAUCUGUACCACUGCUGAAAUAAGCCUUUAUGGAUGUUAAAAUGAUCUGUACCACUGCUGAAAUAGGCCUUUAUGGAUGUUAAAAUGAUCUGUACCACUGCUGAAAUAAGCCUUUAUGGAUGUUAAAAUGAUCUGUACCACUGCUGAAAUAGGCCUUUAUGGAUGUUAAAAUGAUCUGUACCACUGCUGAAAUAGGCCUUUAUAAAUGUUAAAAUGAUCUGUAAAUCUGCUGAAAUAGGCCUUUAUGGAUGUUAAAAUGAUCCGUACCACUGCUGAAAUGGGCCUUUAUGGAUGUUAAAUUAUCGGUACAUCUGCUGAAAAAUGGUCUUUAUGAAGCAAUAGUGAACUUCACUAUUAUGUAUUAUGAUACUUCAUUCAUGAUAUCUUGUAAAUCAGUAAAAAAUGCAAAAUUAUUUGUAAUUUUGCAGUUAGGGAAAACCUUUAAAAUGACUUGUUUUACAGAUAGGAAGAUAUCUAACAUAUCAUACACUAGUACACACUGAUGCUGAAUGAAGUGUAUAGAGGAGUUGUAUGCAUACUUGUAGUUGAUGUGUUUCAGCUUACAUGGACAUCAGUAGUUUUUUUCUGUUUCUAAGGUGAACAUAUUUCAAACAUCACGAGACAGUUUUGUAAAAUUGUGUAGGUGUUUUAUACUUCGCAUUGUAAGGACUUUGUUGUGAUUAGUUGGCUUACACAUUUUCUCAUCUAAGUAAACCUCAGCAUUUUCAUGGGAAGAACCCCACUCACUACUCAUACACACGGUUUGUAUAAACGUGUUCAUCUUCACUACAUUGUGAGCUUUGAAAAUUGACUGGUUGUUGAGCAUGUGUUGAUUGUCUGGCUAUGUGCUAAUGGGAUAUGUGUACACAGGAAAUAUUUCCUUGGCACAUUCCUGAUAUGGAAGGUCCGCUGAUUCUUAAACCAGUUAAUACAAAAUAAAGUGCCUUGUAAUGAAACCAAUUAUUUUUCAGGUAUUAUAUUAAAAUAUUUAGGAUUAAUAGGUCACCAUAUGUUUUUUACCUGUGAAUUGUACAUUGACAGACUUAUUUUAUUAUAUAAAGCUUAACGAGAUGUU
Molecule: messenger RNA, 3815 nt
Organism: Haliotis rufescens (red abalone)
Lineage: Eukaryota; Metazoa; Mollusca; Gastropoda; Lepetellida; Haliotidae
Exons: 7
Coding region: 177-1628 (483 amino acids)
Biological process (GO): regulation of apoptotic process
Source: RefSeq, a predicted model, not a curated record